GCAGCUCACGUGUAUAGGCGCUCAUAUACGUCACAAUUCCAAGGACAUCAAUUCAUGCAAUGUCUCUCGAUUGCGAUAGAUGCGAACAAUAAGUCUGUAGGUGAUAUUGGAGCGAGUGAAGGUGUGACGCAAACCGGAAAAAGCAGGGGGUGUUGUGGGUGUGCCUAUUUUUAGCCCCAGUGAGGAGAGGAGACACGUAUUCGUCGCAUUUCUCUGCCUUCGCAGGCUGUGCUUUCAUCCGUGCAUCAUGUGACAGGUGCAGCCCCGAAAGCCGACUGCGCACGAGAGGUGAAUACUAAAGAGGUAGAGAUCAGAGAGGUGUUUUGUACAAUUCAAAGAGCAGACAUGUUCUCAUCGUUUUAACAAUCAAGUGAACCCUUAACAUAUGUUGUAAUCCAUUGCAGUGGUGCUGCAAACCAAAAUAUGACAUACGGGUAGAACAUUGAUGAGGAGCAUGUUUAUGUUUUUGCAUGUUUUGGAAAAACUCAAUUAUAUAAAAAAUAUUUAGUUUUAUGUUGAAAUUGAGGGGGUAUAUUUUAUUAUGUGAAGUAAAGCUAAAAGAGAAUCUGGUUUUGAAUGAUGUACUUUUUUAUAUAAGCAUUGAGAAAAGGUCCAUUAAAAUAGGAAAUAUGAUUUUAUUUUUGUAACGCCCAGCUCUACUAUUACGUCUGUCAUUAUAUCGUCAUGUAUUUGUAAACUAUAUAAUGCUUGUGUUUGUAUUAUAUGUGGGAUCAAUUGAUGGUACCUUCUCCAAAACAGCCGUUUCUAUUGGACGACCCAUUCUGGCUUUUUUCUCUAUCUUUGAUUGGCUGUGAGUUUGGAUGGGCGGGUCUUACCAACGACCGUCUUCUGUGGUAGUAGAAGCCGUUGCAGACGCCAAACGGACACUAGUUAUGAACUGUGUGCAGGAUUUCAUCUUCUCCCUCAACGUUUAUUUAAUCUGAAAACCUGAAACGAUCAUAUAUUGGCGUAGAGCCGAUGAGGCGCUUUUAAAAUUGGCUUUUGCAAUUGUGCCCUCUACCCGCAUUGAGUACAUUUGAAGGAGGCGUCAGUCGGCAGCUUCUCCACAAUGCGUCUUAUCGUCGACUCGAGCUCCACCGGCGGCCCAUUGGAGCUCGUCGUCCCAAGUGGAGAGACUGUGGACGGGCUGAGGACGCGCCUCUCUCGUCAACUGAACGUGCACAAGGACAGAAUCGUCCUCCUGCACCAAAACAAGCAAUUGACUACAGGGAAACUACUGGAGCAAGGUGUAGCAGAUGGUAGCAGACUCACCUUACAGGUGCCUGUUGUAGUCGAAGCUGGGUUAUUUUCUUCUAGUGCCAGAGUCAAGAGGAUGGUCGAGGUUCUGGAGAAGUUAACAGAAUGCGAGAUCAGCGAUUUCCUGUCUGGACGUUCACCUUUGGCCAUUAAACUGGCAGUGGGUGUCCACACAAUGCAUGUGCAGCUCCAACUGUCUGCUCAGGAUGUGGCUAAGCUGCAGCUGGACAAAGCCUCGGGAGCUCUUAGCAGCCCACCCCCAAAGGUCAACAUGGCCCGGUCUGCUCGGAGUUGCUGCUCCCCCACUGACAUGACCACCACGUCGGCAACUUCUCCUCCCCCACUCGCAUACUCGGCCAUGCAAUCCAACCCCCGAGCUGUUUCUUCUAUGGACUGCCACCGCCAAGCAACUUCUCAUCACUCCCGUCCACACGCCACUCUUUUAACGCCUUCCUUCCACGCAGCUUGCCCACUUCCAGCCACCACGCCGGUUUGUUUCAGUGACCCCACUGGUGCACCUCGGAGUCCAUUACCUGCCUCCACCGUCAGAGAGUCUUUUCCUUCCUUCACUCCUGAAUCCAUCAAGCAACCGGGUGCAGUCAUAGAAAGUUUUGUCAGUCACUCUCAAGGAGCAUGCUCUGGAACUUUCUCAGGCACUCUGGUGCCGUGCAGUCGGAGCAACGUUAGCCAUCGUCACCGCGGCAUCGCCAUUAUUCUGCAGAUCCUCGAUGACCUCCUCAGAGCUGCCUCACUACACCAAGGGGCUCCGACAUCCCUUUGUUCCACUUUGGACCCGCCAGCACCGGAGCGCAAAUGCAAACAAAGGGCUGAUGAGGCUUGCCAAGUCCACAUAAACUCAGAAGAGAAUCAGACGCUGCACGGCAAGCUAAAGCACUUGCAGUCUCUGUUGGACCAACGGCGUCAUCACAAGCAAAGUCGCAGGAGUUCCCAAUUUUCACAACCAGCUCACCCGUAUCGGCGCCACCAUCGAUAAUAAUCUCCAUGCCAGUGGGCCAGUGGAGUGGACUUGAAGCUACUAUGUGCGUCAUCCCUUGAGCACAUGCUACUUGUUUAUUGAGUUGUGAAAAUAAAUAACUGACCAAACACAA
Molecule: messenger RNA, 2366 nt
Organism: Syngnathus typhle (broad-nosed pipefish)
Lineage: Eukaryota; Metazoa; Chordata; Actinopteri; Syngnathiformes; Syngnathidae
Product: midnolin-like
Exons: 6
Coding region: 1070-2251 (393 amino acids)
Cellular component (GO): nucleus
Molecular function (GO): protein binding
Source: RefSeq, a predicted model, not a curated record